Molecule: messenger RNA, 1479 nt
Organism: Lasiodiplodia theobromae
Lineage: Eukaryota; Fungi; Ascomycota; Dothideomycetes; Botryosphaeriales; Botryosphaeriaceae
Exons: 2
Coding region: 1-1479 (492 amino acids)
Source: RefSeq, a predicted model, not a curated record
AUGCAUGCUAACUCUAUGCCCAAAGCCGCCGCUAAAAUAGUUGACAAGAACCCUCGCAGGCACGGCCAAGGCUCCGCGGUUCCUACCACUGGUGGUCCAGCCGACAUUCAGCCUACUUCUGCUUCAGGCGUCGCGGAUCCAGACACGAAUGAAGACGAUGACGCAGACGAUGAGGAGACACAGGCUGAAGACAUGGCUGCCAAUGCUGCCAAUACCCUCGAGAAUGCAGCUGAAGAGGAUGGGGCUGAAGAUGAUGCGGCCGAAGAGGAUGCUCCCGGAGAGGAUGCACCCGAAGAAGAUCACAACGAAAGCGAUCAAGACCACACAUCUGUUCACGAAGGAGUUUCUGGAGCUAAGGAUACAAAGGAAGAACAGAUCCGACGCCUCCGUGAAAGAAUUCAUAGACUUGAGGCCGAAGAUGACGAAGAAGUACCAGAGACUGAAAGCGACACCUCGGAACCAGAGGAGACGGAAGAAGAGGAAACGCACAACACCAGGCGCCUCAAGGACAAAACCCGCGCCGCCCUCGCGUCCCGCAGCCCCAAGAAGAAGAAGAAGAAGAAGAAGAAGAAGAAGAAGACGACGACUACUGCUGCUCCCCAUCCCCAACCCAACCACCAGCACCACUCCAGCAGCCCCAACAACAACAACAACAAUCGGACAUACGACCCCAGCCUCGUCCCCUCCAAGCGCUACCGCGGCUACACCAACGGCGACGACGGCUACUGGUCCGUCGAAUUCUGCCUCGGCGUGCGCAAAACCCCCACCCUCUACGGCACCACUAACACCGCAACCACAACUUCUACCGCUGACUUCGAAGUCCUCCUCCUCUUCACCGGCCGCGACAGGUGGCCGCGGCCCUACUGGCUGCCGCUGGACUGGAACGAACCCAACCACGACAUCGCCUACUACUUCCACACGCACCGCGCCGUCAAGCCGCGCCCGUACCGCUUCCCGCGCGACUACGACAGGCGUGGUGUGUCGGUCGUGCCGUCGGAUGAGUGGCGGGAGGAGUGGGAGGAGGCGAGGGAUGCGGCGGAGGAGAAUUAUCCGCACCUCUUUGACUACACGCGGCCGAGGAGCACCUGCCCUUCUGGGGAUGAACAUGAGGAGGAGGAGGAGGAGGAGGAGGAGGAUGAGGAGGGGGAGGAGGGGGAGGAGGGGCAGGAGACGGACGAUAGCGAGUACGGUGGGGAUGAUGAUCGCAAGACUGCUGAUAAUAGGAGGCCGCCUGCUAAAAAGGCUCCGGCUUCCAAAAAGGCUCCGGCUGCUAAGAAGAAGCCGAAGACUGCCGCCAAAAGUAGCAAGUCGACUGCCAAAAAGACUACAAAGUCUACUACCAAGGCUAAAGAGACGACGACGAGCACUCGGAACACGCGCCAGGGAACGUCGAAGCGAGGAAAGGCGGUUGUCGUUGAGUCCGACGACGACGAGGAAGUUCAGCCAAAGCGCCGUAAGACGGGUGGUGGCCGCAAGUAG